This is a messenger RNA of Papilio machaon (common yellow swallowtail), 466 nucleotides long. RefSeq names its product pyruvate kinase I-like. Gene Ontology annotation, biological process: glycolytic process. Gene Ontology annotation, cellular component: cytoplasm. Gene Ontology annotation, molecular function: potassium ion binding; magnesium ion binding; pyruvate kinase activity. Lineage: Eukaryota; Metazoa; Arthropoda; Insecta; Lepidoptera; Papilionidae. The record is from RefSeq and is a predicted model, not a curated record. The transcript has 3 exons. The coding region runs from base 20 to 466 and encodes 148 amino acids.
AUUUUUAGAUGAAAAUGACAUGGUAGAAAUAACUUGUAAAACAAAGUUGUGGAACAUGUGCAGUAAAAAUAGGAUAUUCAUGGACGAUCCUUAUACUUUUAAAUUGAUACAACCUGGUGCCGAAAUAACAUUGGGUUCGGGAAAAGUUAUAUUGAUUUGUACUGAAGUAAUUAACGAACAGAGGAUAAUGUGUAAAGUUUACCAAAAAGGUUCGAUAGGGAAUUUGGAGUUUUUCUGCGUUCGCGGAAUCAAACAUAUUAAACCUCCAUUGUCUAAAUACGAUUUGAAUAUGAUUGAAUUCGCUAAAGAGUUCUCGUUAGAUAUAAUAAUAAUGAAUUCAGUUCGGCGCACAUCAGUAUUAGAUAAAGUGAAAGCACUUUUUAAAAAUUGUCCAAUGCCUCACAUCAUUAGCACGAUCUGUGAGCAGGAGGGACUGGAUAAUAUCGAUGAUAUUAUUGAGAUUUAA